CGCCCCGUUUCCUGUUUGACAGUGAGGGAUUUAACGCGGCAGCAUGAGUCGACAGCACUUUGACACCGAGAAGUAGGUAGACCAGUUAUCCAAGUUAUCUAAGUUAUCUCCCUCAGGAGGAACGGUUUGUACCUUAAGGUCAAACCGUCGGUGUGACGCCGGGCAACCGGAGGAAUGGCCGACCUGUGGGUUUCCUUGACGGUGCUGGGAGCCGCGGUGCUCCUCAGCGAGGCGACACGCCGAGCCGCGGCGCGUCUGUUCCCCGGAGCUUAUUGGAUUUACCUGCUGGAAGCGGCGUCCACCUUCCAGCUCUGCUGCUGCACUCAUGAACUCAAACUGCUGGGCGAAACGGCCCAGCUGGAGCUGCCGCUGAGCCUGGCCCUAACCUACACUAUGACGGUCAUCCACCUCCUAACUUUCCGGGGGGCGACGUGUAACCCCAGCGGGGCUCUGGAGAGCGUUUGCCGCGGUACCAGCACCGGCAAGGCGGCCGUCAUCCUCAUAACCUGCCAGUUCGCAGCUGCGGUAGCCGCGCAGUUUUUCGCAGCCUCCGUGUGGUCGCUGGGUCUGUCAGACAUCCACGUAAGGCACCAGAGGUUCGGCUUCAGAUGUUUCGACCCCCUCGGAGGGACCGUGCUGGAGGCCGCGGCCGUGGAGCUGGCCUGUGCGUUCAUAGUCCAGGCUGCGGCCAUGCAUGUGCACAAAGUGGACGAAAAACUCCAAGCCCACUGCAUCGCUGCUGUCAUCACCGCGCUGGUUUACACGGGUGGGAGUAUUUCAGGGGCUGUUUUUAACCCCGUCCUGGCCUUCUCCAUCCAGUUCCCCUGCAGCGGUCACACCUACCUGGAGUACUGCUUUGUCUACUGGCUAGGACCGAUCCUAGGUGUGGCGAGCUGCAUCCUGCUGUUUGAGAAGGUCAUCCCCUUCCUCUCUGGAAAAAGCACCAUUGGGCUGGACGUCCCUGCUGCCCAGAAACAGAAGACACAGUAGCAGUGACGUGCGGACGGGCCACAGUCACCAGAGUUUAAGUUUUCUUUUAAAGAUUUUUAUUCCCUGUGUCUGAGAAUAAUACCAGCGUAAAUAGUUUUUUUUCCCCCCUUGUCAUUGACACUUACGACGGCAGCACAUGAAGUCCAGUCAUGACUCGUACUGCACAUGUGCUACAACGCGGCUGUUGUCUGCAGCUCCUGCUGUCUGUUGUACGGCAGGUUUACCACAAACAUACAGAUAUCAGAGUGAACAGCACUUGUACUGAUGUUUUCCCAACAUAUGCUAACCUAAUUAUGAUGCUAAUAUGUAGCAUGGGGGGGGGGGGUUUACAGACAUCGUGCUCAAAUCAAAGAUAGAACAGCUAAUGUUGUCGGCUUCCUAGCUGGUGUCUGAAGUGAUAUUACAAACAAUUUUACCAAUCAAAUUACAGUAUUGACACUUGACAACAUCAAUCAGAACCAAAAAGUUAAUGCCAAGGAUAGCUGCUGAUUUUUCAUAAAAAUAUUUUUUUAUAGUUGUCAUGACAGAUUUAAAGAUAUGCAAGCUCAUAAAUGCAGUACUUAAGUUUUGCCAAAUGUUCUUCACAUGGAGACUGUGAGAAGCACAACACUAAAGAAGAAGUGAAUGUAAGCAAGUGUUACUGUUGAAAUGGGGAGUUGCUAUUGCUACAUCAUUACUUUAUAUGAGACUACACCAAAUGGGAAACAACAUGAAGACGACUGGAAGCACUGUGGUUUGCAAAACGGGCUGGUUGCACAAAUCACCUUAAGUCUUCUCCUAAGGUUUCCUUAAAAUGUUAGUAUUUAAGCUUUUCUCCUUAUCUUAGUCUUUAAAUUCAGGAAUCACUUAAAGUCAGUUAAAUUGUUGCACAAAAGACCAAAGUUCCCGUCGAAACUACAGGAGGAUGUGAUAGCAGCUUCUUUAACGUUACGAGCUUCCCAAAAGUGAUAACAGGUAUCACAAGUGCUAAUGUCAGCAAAUCAAUGGUCUCCAUGGAAACCUUUUGAGAGAUUCUGUGCAAACCAGAAACUUAACCAAAGCACAGCUAAAGGACGCAGUGCUUCCAGGUGUAUUUGUGUUGUUUCUGUCAGCCCUUUUUAUUUUCAGUGCACAUGACAUAAAAUAAGUGCACAAAGUGGGACAGAAGACAUGUUUUUUUCAAGGGACAUUCCUAAAAAAAAAAAGAAAGAUAAACACUAUAGCCAAACCUGAUGAAAGGCAUGUUUAUUAUUACACUAAUUCAUAAUCUUUUAAAUCCCACAGUCCUGAAGCACAGUUAGUUUAAAGGUGAAGUGAGACAGCAUAAAAGGUUGUAAGGUUUGGUCCGUGUACUUUGCACAAUUAUCAUAGCUUUACACUUUCAGGUGUCUAAUUGCACAGAAUAUUUUUUUCUAGCGCACUUGAUACGUAAACACAAGUUAAAGAAAACUGGAUUUCACUGUGAACUCUGUGACGCUGACACCGAGUUUUCCCUUUUUAAGUUUAGUUGACCAAAGCUUAUACUGUUGAAUCUUUGUUUUCCUGCAUAAAUCAUGUUUGACUGUUUGUUCUGCUGCAGGUGAUAAUUUACUGUUUAACAUUAAUAUUGACAAAGUGUUACCAGUGUAAUAUUUGCAUUGGGAUUUUAAUAAUAUUCUGUGGUUUUUUGGGGGGGGGUUUUCUCUGUCAGAACUGCACAAACUUCCAUUUCUCUGUGAACCAAGGACAAGGUCAUUUAUAGCUUUAAAUACCUCGAGAGUGUGGAUGGUCAUAAUGUGUUGAGACUUGAUGAUUAUGUUGAGAAUGUGAAUAAAAAUAGAUUUUCUCUUACA
Messenger RNA from Seriola aureovittata, 2801 nucleotides. RefSeq names its product aquaporin-11-like. Gene Ontology annotation, cellular component: membrane; cytoplasm. Lineage: Eukaryota; Metazoa; Chordata; Actinopteri; Carangiformes; Carangidae. Gene Ontology annotation, biological process: transmembrane transport. The transcript is spliced from 3 exons. The record is from RefSeq and is a predicted model, not a curated record. Gene Ontology annotation, molecular function: channel activity. The coding region runs from base 175 to 990 and encodes 271 amino acids.